This is a messenger RNA of Aspergillus viridinutans, 1968 nucleotides long. Its product is annotated as glycoside hydrolase family 15 protein. Lineage: Eukaryota; Fungi; Ascomycota; Eurotiomycetes; Eurotiales; Aspergillaceae. The record is from RefSeq and is a predicted model, not a curated record. The coding region runs from base 1 to 1968 and encodes 655 amino acids. The transcript has a single exon. Gene Ontology annotation, molecular function: hydrolase activity, hydrolyzing O-glycosyl compounds. Gene Ontology annotation, biological process: carbohydrate metabolic process.
AUGGAAGGAACUUCAUCACCGUACACUAGCAUAGAAGACUAUGGCCUCGUGGGGGACAUGCACACCUGCGCCCUAAUUAGCAAAAGUGGCAGUCUUGACUAUAUGUGCUGGCCCGUCUUCGAUUCGCCCACCGUCUUCUGUCGCAUCCUUGACUCUACACAGGGAGGACACUUCUCCAUAUGCCCAAUACCGGAUAUCCAACCAAUCAGCAAGCAGAGAUAUCGACCGUACACUAAUAUGCUGGAGACCCGAUGGAUUGACGAACAGGGGGUGGUCAGUCUACUCGACUACCUGCCUGUAUCAAGUCACAAGUCGAGCUCUGAGUGGUGUAUUUGUGAUGACCCCAUUGCUCGAAAUGACCCGCAGAAACUGUGUCAUUCAGGCGUUGUUCGGAGGAUCGAAUGUGUGAGGGGUGAAAUGGAGAUGGAUUUUGAGAUCUUUCCUGCGUUCAACUAUGCAAGAGACCGACACAGCGGCCAUUGGAUCACUCCCCAGAACUCCAGCGGCUCGCUCAAGAAAUAUUCUUUCGAGAGCCAGACGCAAAGCUUGCACUUAACUAUCCAUUCUGGUGUCGACACUUCACUUGAGCCAGCUGAUGCCAUUUUCCCGGCGGAUCUAAAGCUCCAGGAGAAUCAAGGCCCAAAAGGGCCAGGACUCCAUGCCAGGGUGAAGUUGAAAGAAGGGCAAUCGAUCUCAUUUGUGCUGCACGACCCAGAAACAAGUCUUCCUGAGGGGAACUUCCUACAACAGUACCUGGAGAGACUGGAAAAAGAGACGCUGAACUUCUGGGUUAGCUGGAUCGCCCGUUGUACGUUUCGCGGUCACUACCGCGAACAGGUUGAGCGCAGCCUCUUGGUACUUAAGCUUCUCACCUACAAACCUACCGGAGCAAUCGUUGCAGCUCCGACGUUCUCCCUCCCCGAGUACGUCGGAGGGUCCCGGAACUGGGACUAUCGGUACUCCUGGCUCCGUGAUGCCGCUUUUGUCGUGUACGUGUUUCUCAAGAACGGCUACCCCACGGAAGCCGAAGCGUACAUCAACUUCAUCUUUGACCGCGUCUUCCCUCCAGUGAGGGAUAACGAAUGCGUAGCGGAUGCCCCAUUCUUACCCAUAAUGGUGACGAUUCAUGGUGAGAGCGAAAUUCCGGAAAGUGAACUGGAUCAUCUAGAGGGAUAUAAGGGCAGUAAGCCGGUGCGUAUCGGAAACGCAGCUGCGCACCAUAUACAGUUGGAUAUAUAUGGUGAGCUUAUGGACAGUGUCUAUCUCUACAACAAGCACGGACGACCUAUCUCCUAUGAGCAGUGGGUCGCCAUUCGACGCAUGAUAGCGCAUGUAAUUAGAGUCCGAAAUGAGCCCGACCGAUCGCUCUGGGAGGUCCGAGGGAAGAUGCAGAAUUUUGUCUACAGCAAGAUCAUGCUCUGGGUUGCGCUGGACAGAGCAAUACGUCUAUCGGAGAAGCGAUCCAAUCUACCGUGUCCUGAUGUGGAGGAGUGGAGGCGGGCGCGUGAUGAGCUUUACGAUGAGAUCAUGACGAAAGGCUACAACCUCAAGGGCAAGUAUUUUUGCAUGAGCUAUGAGUAUCAGGAUGUGCUGGAUGCAGCUGUUUUGAUUGCACCACUGGUAUUCUUCAUCGCUCCAAAUGAUCCCAGGUUCCUGCACACUCUAAAGAAGAUCAUGUGUUCCCCGGCCAAAGGGGGGUUAUCAGUUGCCAACAUGGUAUCCCGGUAUGAUCACACAAAGGUGGAUGAUGGUAUGUUAGACUACUACGAGGCUAGUUUUCCUACUGACUCCAAACCAGGAGUUGGUGGCGGCGAGGGCGCAUUCGUCAUGGUGACUUUCUGGCUAGUCGAAGCAAUGAUGCGUGUACGUCUUCGUACCCCCCCCGAGAAACAAGCAUUGACGCGGUACACAGGCCUCAAAAGCAAUGCCCUAUCAGGUGGAGGAUCCGUUCUACCCUCAACUGCGUAA